Molecule: messenger RNA, 1159 nt
Organism: Helianthus annuus (common sunflower)
Lineage: Eukaryota; Viridiplantae; Streptophyta; Magnoliopsida; Asterales; Asteraceae
Product: deSI-like protein At4g17486
Exons: 4
Coding region: 237-956 (239 amino acids)
Biological process (GO): protein deubiquitination
Molecular function (GO): deubiquitinase activity
Source: RefSeq, a predicted model, not a curated record
UUUGGGUCUCCUUACUGCCACUCUCUCUUACACACACUUGUGUGUGUAAACUCCCUCAAAGCUUCGGGAUUCUAAAAAACUUCAUCCAAUUUUCGCUUCUGAAUCACAAAGUCGCCUCUGUUUGUUCACAAAUCUCUGCAUUCUCCAAUGCCGAUUCUUCUUCCACUCUUUGGAUGUUUAUGUAGGACGGUGUUUAGGUGUUGACCGGCUUUUGACCGCAACCCGCUAGAAGCACCAUGAAAUUUGUAACAAAGAAAGGACUCAAGGCAAUAGUGCCACUCCGUUUAAAAGGAAAAUCAGGCAGUCGUUUUUGUUUUUUCCCAAAAGUAAAAGCUGAAUUCGAGCCAGGAAACACGCCGGUUUAUCUCAAUGUUUAUGACUUGACACCCAUGAAUGGCUAUGCUUAUUGGGCUGGAUUCGGCAUCUUUCAUUCUGGCGUAGAAGUUCAUGGUGUAGAAUAUGCAUUUGGAGCUCAUGACUAUCCAAGUAGUGGUGUGUUUGAGGUCGAGCCACGACAAUGCCCAGGGUUCAAGUUUAGGAGGUCAAUAUUAAUCGGGACAACACGUCUAAACCGAGCUCAGGUCCGCGAAUUCAUGGAGCAUCAUGCCGCAAACUACAAUGGUGACACAUAUCACCUAAUUGUCAAGAACUGUAACCAUUUCUGCAAUGACAUUUGCUACAAGUUGACUGGCAAGCAAAUCCCUAAAUGGGUUAAUCGACUCGCUAAACUCGGUUCGGCAUUUAGCUGUGUGUUGCCAGAAGCCCUAAAAGUGUCGGCAGUACAUGAUCCGCGUUGCUUACCGUAUGAGAGUGAGAAGAAAAUGCUGAGAAGCACUAGUUUUAGUUGCUUAGCGUCGGUUUCAUCAAGGCAGAAACACUUGUCAACAUCGUCACUGUUUCUUCAGUCACCUUUAAAGGGCUGUCUACCAUUGAGACCUCGUGUGCACAACGACUGAAACCUCACAGCUUAGAGCUUGUUUUUUUUUUUUUUUUUAAAUUAUUAUUGUUUGAGAAAUAUCCUAAAACGCGGGUUCGGUUUGGUUUGGUUUGAUUGUUAAUUAGUUGUAAUCAAAGCUUAGGAGAGUGAAUGUUCUUGUUAACCAACGUGGGUACAGAAGUUGUUUAUAAUGAUAUGAUACUGUUGGUUGGUUUUCAUGCA